Gymnodraco acuticeps is the source of this 2200-nucleotide messenger RNA. RefSeq names its product bifunctional heparan sulfate N-deacetylase/N-sulfotransferase 4-like. The record is from RefSeq and is a predicted model, not a curated record. Gene Ontology annotation, cellular component: Golgi apparatus. Gene Ontology annotation, molecular function: heparan sulfate N-sulfotransferase activity; deacetylase activity. Lineage: Eukaryota; Metazoa; Chordata; Actinopteri; Perciformes; Bathydraconidae.
AUGGACUGCUGCUCUAUCAGUAUAUUCAUGACGCAUCUGUCUAACUAUGGCAAUGAUCGGCUGGGUCUUUACACGUUUGUCCACCUGGCUUCCUUCAUUCGAUCCUGGACCAACCUGAAACUCCACACACUCCCACCGCUGCAGCUUGCACACAAGUACUUCCAGCUUUUUCCGGAACAAAGGAAUCCACUCUGGCAGAACCCUUGUGAUGACAAACGACAUAAAGACAUCUGGUCUAAAGAGAAAACCUGUGACAGGUUACCCAAGUUCAUGGUCAUAGGGCCACAGAAAACAGGAACGACAGCACUUUAUCUCUUCCUACUUAUGCAUCCCUCCAUCUCCAGUAACUUUCCCAGUCCAAAGACUUAUGAGGAGGUCCAGUUCUUCAACACCAAUAACUACCACAAAGGAAUUGACUGGUACAUGGAGUUUUUCCCCGUGCCCUCUAAUGUUAGCACUGACUUCCUGUUUGAGAAGAGUGCUAACUACUUCCCCUCAGAGGAGUCCCCCCGGCGAGCCGCUGCCCUGCUGCCCAAGGCCAAGAUCAUCACCCUGCUUAUCAACCCCUCCGACAGGGCCUACAGCUGGUAUCAGCAUCAAAGAGCUCAUGAGGACCAUGCAGCCCUGCGCUUCACCUUCUAUGAUGUCAUUAGCGCAAGACAGGGAGCCCCGGCCGAGCUCCGCUCCCUGCAGAACCGCUGUCUCCUCCCCGGUCUGUACUCCUCUCACCUAGACAGGUGGCUCACUUACUACCCUGCUAACCAGGUCAUGAUCAUAGAUGGCCAUCAGCUGAGAACUGACCCUGCAGCAGUGAUGGAUGAAGUCCAGAAGUUCCUGGGAGUCACUCCUCACUUCAACUACUCCCAGGCUCUUACAUUUGACCCUCAGAAGGGCUUUUGGUGCCAGCUCCUUGAGGGAGGAAAGACAAAGUGUUUGGGAAAGAGCAAAGGGAGAAAGUACCCUCCUAUGGAGCCAGAGGCACACGCAUAUCUCUCCCGGUACUACAGGGAACACAACGUGGAGCUGUCAAAGCUGCUGCAUCGCCUCGGACAGCCCCUUCCCUCCUGGCUAAGAGAAGAGUUGCAGAAGAUAACGUUGGCAUCCAUUAACCAGGGUUAAAGGUCAAGAGGUCCAAGACCAGGAAGUGACCAGGAGCACCUGACCUUCAGAUACACUGUCUGUGGCCUUUUAGUGAACCCUGAGGUGAUGGCAAGGACAAGAUGCCUUGUUCCACCUCGGAGCUAGGACACUGCUGGAAGGAGCCGAAGGCAUGAAAGCGCAAACAAAUGUUGGCGCUCUGAAACUGAACUCUUGAAAGAAUGGAUGGAGGAAUCAGAGUUUCAGAAGACUCCGACAGCUCUAAAGAAAGCGGGACUAAAAGGAAGAGCCACAUUAGGAAGAUGAAGAGCAAUCUUUGAAGGUCACACGCUGUUCAGAACUUUUGUGAACUCUCGUGCAGACCUGCAGUGACUUUGAUGGUUAUUUUAUUUUAUUUUCACCUUUAAUUUAUGAUGCCAGGACAGCGCGGGUCAGCUGUGCGUGGUUCCCAUAGAGAUGACUUUGCACUAUGUUCCAUUCCAUGUAUUUUCAAGACAAAAGAAACGCAGCCUUUGUGGUUUUGUUUAAAUAUUUUUUAUAGUGUUGUUUGUCACAAUAAGAGUGUAUAAGCAGGGAGGAUAAGUGCAUAGACUCAGGGUGGGUGACUGGCUGUUACUUGCCAUGACAGGUUCUUAUCAAUUUGUAAAAAGUUGUUUUAAGUGAAGCUAGUUUCUGGUAGAUCUGGUAGCCUUGUUCACCCUUAGAGAUGUCACUUGAGGCUUUCACUGGAAAGUGUGGACUAGAAAUUAGUCAUUGAAGCAAGAUGCAUUGCCCACUCAUUAUUUUCCUUUGACAAGCCAUGCAGAAGAACGCUGUGUCCAUUUAGCAGAGCAUGAGCACUGAUGACUUCAGCGCUGAAGACUGAGGGGACAUGAGUUUGUGGGAAGUAAACUGAGCAAAAUGAGCCUAAUGGAUAUGACACUUAAUUCCAAGACUCUUUAAGUAGCUACUGUAACAGCAGGCAGUCUUUGUUUUGUAAGUUUCAACCUUCUUUUUCUUUCCUUUUAAAAAACCAGUGGCCUACGUUGUUGAGCUUCAAUCUGAAUGCAAAAAAACCUCUAAAUGUCAAACACACAAACCAAAAUUAAAGAAAUCAAUAUUA